CUCUCGCGCUCUUUCUUUUCUCUCUCUCUCCCUCUUUCUCUCGGGCGCUCUCUCGUUGUUUCUCCCGUAGACUCUACCGCUUCAUAUCGGGUUGACAAAUGACCAACCAGCCGCUCGGAUGCGCAGUGAAAUAUUUCUGCUGGAACAACUUAAGUCGCUGCGUACACAUGCUCAUAUGAUAGAUUCGUGUAAUUAUUAUUGUUUCGUGCGCCAUUUCUCAAACUUGGAACAAGCUUGAAGACACACGAAGAGAGAGUGUCACCUAAUUGGGAUGAGAGGUCAAGUCAAGUGAGCCGGCAGAUUGGACCUGUAAAGCCUCUUAACGCAGGUGGUGGCAGGAACAUAGCGCAAGGAGAGUGGGUUUGAAGUGUCUGGGUCUGUGUGCAUGUGUCAUUACCAGCAUAAAUAUACCCUGGACACAACAGAAAAGGAGUCAUCAAGGUCUGUGCGGUUGGAUUUGGAGGGGACUUGAUAGUUAUGGUUUCUCUGAAAUAGACGCCAUGAAGUUGCUUUGCGGGAGUUUGAGGGUUUAAAUCCGGAGAGGAGGAGAGCUGGGCGAACAGAGAUCACAAAAAGGGAGGAAGAGUAGGAGGAGAAGGAGGGUGUGCCACCAGCGUCGGAGCGCACAACGCGGUCCUCGAUCCCUUGACACAGGGAUGGAGAGCACAAGAGCGCACAGGAUAUCUCGGCCCAGUCCCAGAAGCUGGAGUGGAAAGAUCAAUGGGAAGCGCGUCAUGAGGUCUGAGCGGCUCCGGGGACACCUCCACCUGCAGCGUGUAAUGAUUUUUCUAACCGCACUUACGAUACAACCGCAGGCUGUGUCUGCUGUAGGGACGUUCGAGCUUCAGAUCCGUCACUUCCAGAACCCACAUGGACUCCUACAAACUGAAGACUGCUGCGACCUGCAGACAAGCGGGGGACAGCGCUGCUCUGCCAGGGACCAAUGUGACACUUUCUUCCAAGCCUGUCUCAAGGAAUAUCAGGCUCGUGUUGUCCCCACAGGAGCCUGCACAUUUGGGUCAGGCAGCACCGGCAUUCUGGGUGGAAACUCCCAAUCCCUCCGCCACAGAGGACAUGAUGGAGGAGGAGACGAUGGAACUAAUGGACACAUUGUCAUUCCUUACAAAUACGCCUGGCCAAAAUCCUUCUCUCUGGUGUUGGAGGCUCUGGACUUUGACAAUGACACAGAAUCAGGUCAGCUGAUCGAGCAGGUUCUCCUCUCCUCCAUGCUGAACCCUGGUGAACAAUGGCAAACCCAUCGUCACCAUGGACGCAUUCUCAGCCUUGAGUAUCGGCUCCGUUUCCGAUGUGACUCCAACUACUACGGACCGUUGUGCAAUAAGUUCUGCCGGGUUCGUGAUGACUUCUUUGGUCACUUUAGCUGUGAUCCCAGUGGCUCCAAAACCUGCAUGGAGGGCUGGACAGGACCAGAGUGCAGAGAAGCGGUGUGCAAGCAGGGGUGCCAUCAGGCCCAUGGUUUCUGUACUACACCUGGAGAAUGCACGUGUCAUUAUGGCUGGAAGGGUCCUCUAUGUGACCAGUGUUUGACAUUCCCCGGCUGUGUGUAUGGGAGCUGCACUGAGCCUUGGCAGUGUGUGUGUGAUGUCAACUGGGGAGGACUUCUCUGUGACAAAGAUCUCAACUAUUGUGGUACCCACCAGCCUUGCAAAAACGGCGGGACCUGCACUAACACAGAGCCAAAUGAAUUUCAAUGCGAGUGUCAGGAGGGUUUUCGAGGUCGCACCUGUGACAUUGUGGAACACGCAUGUUUGUCGUCCCCGUGCAUGAAUGAAGCCACCUGUGUGGAAGACCCAACCAGCUUCAGCUGCAUCUGCACCCAUGGCUGGACUGGACACACCUGCACAGAUGUGGUGAGACAGUGUGAUCGCAGCCCUUGUGGCCGUGGAGCGACAUGUGAGGAAGCUCCAGAAGGUUUCCGAUGUCUUUGUCCACCCGGAUGGACUGGCAGGACGUGCCAGCUGGACACCAAUGAAUGUGAAAUGAGUAUAUGCGUCCACGCCCGCUCUUGUCGCAACCUGAUCGGUGGAUACCUGUGUGACUGCCUUCCUGGAUGGACCGGGUCCAACUGUGACAUCAGGAACAGCAGUUGUCAGGGAUUGUGUUUGAAUGGUGGACGUUGUGAGGACCAGGUGUCAGGGUCCAGAUGCUUGUGUCCGCCUGGAUUCUCUGGGAAAUAUUGCCAAAAUGGUCCAAGUCCGUGUGACAGCGUUCCCUGCAUGAAUGGAGGACAAUGUGUGGAGAAGGGUGGCACGACAGCCACCUGCACCUGUCCUGCAGGAUAUUCAGGAAUUCUCUGUGAGAUAGUACUAGAUUUAUGCAAUCCCAACCCCUGCCAGCAGGGGGUGCAGUGUCACAUUGUAGAGGGCAGGAACAUGUGUGCAUGUCCAGACGGCUACUAUGACAAUGAGUGUGUGAGCCUCAAAAAUCCCUGCAUUGGUCAACACUGUCCAGGUGCUAUGUCUGACACAACACACGGGGGUCUCAGCUUCUACAUGAUCCUGGUGGGAGUCUUAGCUCUAGUGACGGUCUGUGGCUGUGCUGCCUGCGUCUUCAUCCUCUCACACCUCCAUCGAAAGCGGAAAAAACAGCAGGCAGUCCCACAAGAAGAAGGCAUCAACAACCAGAGGGAGUUUGUCAACCUCAUCAGAAACGUGGACCGUCCUGUGCCCCUUCAGCCCCCUGCUGCCCCUUUCGCACACACACCAACCCCUGCACCCGUCUCACAUUGCUGUGAGGAGAUUGAACUGACCCUGCCACCCUCUCCAGCUCCUUCACACCUUUCUCCAGCGCUAAAGCCAGCUCAUGCCCCCAAGCUGGACAUUUCAAACCUAGAGAGGGAGAAGUUGAACCGCUUUCACUACACAGAUAAUCCAGAACUGGAAGUUUGACCCUGUCCUGAACUUAUGAGUCUCUGAGAAGCUCUGCUGAUUGAAUUUUGCGUCCGUAGCACUUUCUUGCUCACAGGACCUCAUCUUCAGUUACUUGCACUGUGUCAAUGCUAUGAUAAUUGUGAUGGCAAAGGACCUUCACGUGCUCAAAUAACUUCCAACAUAAGAGCAAAGGCUUCUGUGGAAGGGUUACAAGACUGCAUCAUCUUUGAGCCUAUUGGGGGCUGUAAGAAGUACCAGAUGUAUGAUGCUUGACUGAAAGAUUCAACCUAGAGAUUUAAAGAGCUGCCUUGGAGUGCCUAAGAUAAUGCAAGGAGUGAACAGAUGAUCCUCCUCUGUGGGGGUCUCUAAACAUAUGUCCUGGUCCACGAUGCCAUCUGACUGAUAUGCAGAACCAAUUUCUAUUUCGUACUGAACUCUGACAGAGAUAUCAGAGAAUUGAUGCCUAUUUAACACUUGGUGUGUUUAUGUGUUUGGUUGUAUGUCAGAGUGCCUGAGAGUGGAAGAAAGAAUGUAUAUUAUGAGUGUAUGUGGGGAAAAAAUGAAGUACAGAAUAUUUACUUACACAAAUGAAAACAAUGCUGAUGUACUUGUCAAAAGGGAGUUCAGACUCCUGAACAAAGGGCUUUUAAGCCAUCUGUUUUAAAGCUAUACACUGUUGCCUGUAUUGUAUCUGUAAUACUGCGGUUUGUCAAAGAUGUAUGAUUUUUUUCAUACCCGUGUGUAAAAUAGCUUUUUUGUACAUAAAUAUAUUGUACAUAUUGAUGCUUUUUUGUACUGUGAUUCUUUCUGGAAGUAUCGCUGCAUCACUUUGCUUUUUUGUCUCGCUUUCCAUUCGGAACAACUAGCACAUGUGGAUUGUAAUAAA
Messenger RNA from Melanotaenia boesemani (Boeseman's rainbowfish), 3777 nucleotides. Its product is annotated as protein jagged-1b. Gene Ontology annotation, molecular function: calcium ion binding. The record is from RefSeq and is a predicted model, not a curated record. Gene Ontology annotation, cellular component: plasma membrane; protein-containing complex. Gene Ontology annotation, biological process: multicellular organism development; Notch signaling pathway; establishment or maintenance of epithelial cell apical/basal polarity. Lineage: Eukaryota; Metazoa; Chordata; Actinopteri; Atheriniformes; Melanotaeniidae. The transcript has 14 exons. The coding region runs from base 657 to 2909 and encodes 750 amino acids.